This is a messenger RNA of Zea mays, 2451 nucleotides long. RefSeq lists its product as uncharacterized. Gene Ontology annotation, cellular component: nucleus. Gene Ontology annotation, molecular function: DNA-binding transcription factor activity; DNA binding. The coding region runs from base 288 to 2186 and encodes 632 amino acids. The transcript has 3 exons. Lineage: Eukaryota; Viridiplantae; Streptophyta; Magnoliopsida; Poales; Poaceae. The record is from RefSeq and is marked validated.
GCGUCUUGUUCCCACCGCCGCCGCUCUCCCUCAUCUCCUUCCAAUUUUUCUUCCAAAUAAAAACCAGCCGCAGCGGGAGGUGGCGCGACGCGAACCCACCCACCCUGCGAACCCGGCCGCGAAAUUCUCCUCUCGGAUUCCGCCGCCGCGAACCGUCCCCUCGACGAGGCUGCUGCCGUAGAAUUUUCUUAUCAUUCGAAUAGUUGAUGAGCGAGAAUACAGAGCAAGAAUCUUGAUGGUGCGUGUGGUACAACUUGGUUAAGGAAAGCUGACUGCUUGAAGUGACCAUGUUGGACCAUCUUGCUAUCAUUGCGUCUGAGUUAGGGGACGACGCAACGGAUUUUGAGGUUGAUGGCAUCGACAACCUCAGCGAGAACGAUGUCAGCGACGAGGAGAUCGAUGCCGACGAGCUCGCCCGACGAAUGUGGAAGGACAAGGUCAAGCUCAAGAGGAUCAGGGAGAGGCAGCAGAAGCUUGCCCUGCAGCGGCUGGAGCUGGAGAAGACCAAGACAAAGAAGAUUUCAGACCAAGCCCUCCGGAAGAAGAUGACGAGGGCCCAGGACGGGAUCCUCAAGUACAUGCUCAAGCUGAUGGAGGUGUGCAAUGCCCGAGGGUUCGUGUACGGGAUCAUUCCUGAGAAAGGUAAGCCUGUCAGUGGUGCGUCCGAUAACAUCAGGGCCUGGUGGAAGGACAAGGUGAAGUUUGACAAGAAUGGGCCAGCAGCGAUCGUGAAAUACGAGCUUGAGAACUCGAUGCUGAGCAACCCUAAGGGCGGCGGAGCCAUGGACCAGCAUAGCUUGAUGGACCUCCAAGACGGCACUCUGGGCUCAUUGCUUUCAGCGCUGAUGCAACACUGCAGCCCGCAGCAGCGAAGCUAUCCAUUGGAUAAGGGUGUCCCGCCCCCUUGGUGGCCAACAGGGAACGAGUCGUGGUGGCCUGCGUUGGGCCUCCCAAAGGGAGAAGCGCCUCCGUACAGGAAACCGCAUGACCUGAAGAAGGUUUGGAAAGUUGGUGUCCUGACGGGCGUGAUCAAGCACAUGGCCCCAAACUUCGAUAAGAUCAGGAACCGUGUAAGGAAGUCGAAGUGUCUGCAGGACAAAAUGACUGCAAAGGAGAGCCUCAUCUGGCUUGGUGUUCUACAACGCGAGGAGAAGUCUGUUCACGGCUUUGGCAGUGCUUUACUACAGAAUGCUCGGCAUAGUAGCACUUCAGAGGACAGAAACGAGGGCAUAUAUAGCAGCAGUGACGAGUAUGAUGUCGACCGCCUCGAGCAGCCUCCUCGUUCCACAUCAUCCAAAGAGGACGAGGGAGACGCUCAGCCUGUCUUGCAGAUUAGAGGGGAGCAGACCUCAACUAGAGGAACUAAUAAGAGAAGGCGCCAUGACACAUCCUCCAACCAACUAGCUAUUAGCAAGGAAGAGAUGAGUAAAUCUAAAUCUCAACAGCGGAAAGGCCCCUCAACCCGCCCUCCUGUUGCCGAGGUUGAGGUUGAAGUGACACAAAGAAACGACAAGACGCCAGAAGUAGUGUGCAGUGCAGCUGGUGGUGAUAUGAACUUUAUCGACCCAAUUGAUGCGGUGGGCAUUACUAACCUGCCAAUGAGCCCUAAACAUGUCCCCCCUACAAUUGGAGCUUUGCAGCAGCACGGAGAUUGUCGAGGGAAUUUUCUAUCUCCUGCUGCUGCCAUCAACUACAACAGCAGCAACAGCAACCAGGCAGCAAGUGCUGCUCAAUCAAACACUUAUCUGGGAGGCCAUCCUCUGGCUUGUGAAGGCAGUGAUAUUGCCAACUCAUGGUCCGGACACUCAUUUCAGCAGGAUGUUGGUCUUGGGCCUCCUAUUGGUUUUGAUCCUUCACCAGUUGCUCACCAGGGUUCGGCAGUGCAGCAGCCACUGCCACUGCCACUUCCACUUCCUAUGGAUCACCAAGCGCCUAUCACGGGAUCAGGAGCUCUCGCCACGAACGGCUCUUACAGUCUCCCGACAGCAGGCGGUGUGAGUUCUGGGACAAUCGUCAGCGAGACCCACCAGCAGCUCAUGGACAACCCUUUCUUCGGCGACGCCGGAGACAGCUCUUUUGGCGGUCUUCCUUUCAGCCUCCUUCCUUUCAGUAGUCCGAUGCUUAACUUCGAUGAAUUGGAUGAGUUGGUGGACGACGACGACUUGAUGCAGUACCUCGGCACAUAACACAGUGUGUCCAAUGAAUGUGCUCGGUGCAGCCUGUUAGGCUUUUUCGGGGAGAGUUUGGUAACAUGCUGAUGGAGCGGCGGGAUGUUGAUGUAGCUGCAGCUCGUGACCCAUUCAUUUGUGGCACCGUCCUGAGAAGGCCAUUGCUUUUGUAAUAUAACAACAACGAAUAAUGUAGUUUAGGGUGCUCUCUUGACUGUACUGGAUGUUAAAUGGCAUUGCCGUCGUAAGCAGGGAACUUGUAGCCUGUAGAGCAAGUUAGCAA